AUUUUCUCUCUCUUUCUUUUUUCAGGAUUGCUGGCAGCCCAAGUGGAAAUUUCAACAAGGGAGUUAUUAGUACUUCCUGGCCAAAAUGCCACAUUUUUAUGUCGUGUGGGGGUACCUUUGCAGUACUGCAGGAUAGAACUUCCUGGUUCCAGAACCUUCAAUCUCAACAAGCAAGCUUUGUCGUCCAACAGUGAGGUGACUUACUAUGGAGAAGGGCUAGAUGCAGGCCAAUGUGGGUUCACGAUCCAAAGGGUCGAGGAAAGGGACAACGGACCCAUCAAAUGUACCCUCGGUAUACCCAGCGAACCCACGGAAUCUGUGGGAACCAUGCAGCUCAUUGUUGCGAAGCCGCCCAAACUUCCUGAGCUCGACUUGAGCAGAGGAACGGAUUCCUUGAGGGUAUACAAAGUCAAUGAUCAACUAGAAGCAUCCUGUAUAGUAAGAGAUGGACGGCCAGUAGCAAACAUCACCUGGUUCCUAGAUGAUGAACAAAUCAGUGAUGCAGGUUUGAAAAGGCCUACUGUGAUCGAUUUGGCGAAAGAGAACUUGCAAUCCAAAAUACAAAACUUGACAAGGGUUCUGCAACCUUCCGAUAAUGGCAAAUACUUGAAAUGCGUAGCAAUCCAUCCUGCGUAUCCGAACCAUUAUGCAGAAACCAAAAGGCAGUUAGAUGUCAAAUUUGCACCACUCGCUAUCUACGAACCGAUAGACAAAUUCGGCUACCAACUUGGCAGAGUAGGCCUCAUCAAUGUCACCAUCGAAGCCAACCCCAAACCGCAGAUAGAAUGGACAAUUGGUGGUCAGACUAUCCGAGAGGGUGCCACAGACAAUACCGGGAGAAUCGAAGCUGAAACCGUUAGAGAGAUGGGUAGAGGGAGGUACGAAGCCAAUUUGAGGUUAGCUGCCGUCACCAAACAAGAUACCGAGACCGAUUACACGUUAGUGGCAUACAACGAUAUGGGCACUCAAAACUACAGGAUCAAAAUUUCGACUAGCCCCGAACCAGAAGGUUUUGAACUGAGUAUUGGAGCAAUCAUAGGAGUAGUAGCUGUAAUACUGUUUGUGAUUAUGGUAGCGUCAAUUUUGAUUUUCGCCAAAGUGACUGGCAGGUGGUGUUUCAGCGGAGAGAGUGACAGGGAGCUAAGACACAUUGGAGAAUCUAGUGACACCGAAAGCGCUGACGUUCGACCCAAAGAGCCAAAAAAACCGCACAAACUCACAGCCAUCUUCAAAAAGAACAAGGACAAACCGGAACCGGAACCCGAAGUAGGAGAAACAGAACCAGCGCCUGCGCAAAUCGAUCUCAAGGACGACAAAGGACUGGUCUACGCUGAACUAGACCUCGCGAGGGCAGAUCUGAAGCCGGUGGUGAAAAACGACGACGAGAAAACAGAGUACGCGGAAAUCGUUUACACUCAAAAU
Molecule: messenger RNA, 1422 nt
Organism: Phaedon cochleariae (mustard beetle)
Lineage: Eukaryota; Metazoa; Arthropoda; Insecta; Coleoptera; Chrysomelidae
Source: the annotation of a GenBank genome assembly